AUGGACACAUUGCAAGGAGGGCAAUUUGGGUUGGUUUUGCAGCAAGCCAAAGCCACACUGAUUGUGCCAUUGCUGAAGUUUUUGGUGGUUGUGUGCUUGGGCAUGUCUCUGAUGCUUGUUGUGGAGAAGGUGUACAUGGGCAUAAUGAUAAUAUUGAUUAAGCUGUUUAGAAGGCCUGUGAAGCAUUGGAAAUGGGAGGCCAUUAAGGAUGAUGUUGAGCUUGGGAACUCAGCUUACCCUAUGGUUCUUGUGCAAAUUCCUAUGUACAAUGAAAGAGAGGUUUAUCAGCUUUCUAUUGGAGCUGCAUGUGGGCUUUCCUGGCCUUCGGAUAGGAUCAUAAUUCAAGUUCUUGAUGAUUCAACAGAUCCAACCAUUAAGGAUUUGGUGGUGCUAGAAUGCCAAAGAUGGGCAAGCAAAGGAAUAAACAUAAAGUACGAGAUCAGAGACGACAGAAAUGGGUUCAAAGCAGGGUCUCUCAAAGAAGGCAUGAAGCACAGUUAUGUCAAACUGUGUGACUAUGUUGCCAUCUUUGAUGCUGACUUCCAACCUGAGCCUGAUUUUCUCUACCGCACCAUUCCAUUUCUGGUCCACAACUCUGAUAUUGCUCUUGUCCAAGCUCGCUGGAAAUUUGUAAAUUCAGAUGAGUGCUUGAUGACAAGGAUGCAAGAGAUGUCACUGGAUUACCAUUUCACGGUGGAGCAAGAAGUGGGGUCUGCAACUUAUGCCUUCUUUGGUUUCAACGGCACGGCGGGUGUGUGGAGAAUUGCAGCGCUCAAUGAGGCUGGAGGAUGGAAGGACUGCACAACAGUGGAGGAUAUGGAUUUAGCAGUCCGAGCUAGUCUCAGAGGCUGGAAAUUUGUAUAUCUUUCUGACCUUAAGGUGAAAAAUGAAUUGCCGAGUACUUUCAAAGCCUACCGUUCUCAGCAGCAUCGAUGGUCUUGUGGCCCUGCUAAUCUCUUUAGAAAGAUGGUAAUGGAGAUUGUGAGAAACAAGAAGGUGUCCCCAUUGAAGAAGUUUCAUGUGAUCUACAGUUUUUUCUUUGUUCGCAAAAUUGUAGCACAUAUCGUCACAUUUGUCUUCUACUCUGUCAUUUUACCAGCAACAGUUUUGGUUCCUGAAGUUCAUGUUCCCAUGUGGGGUGCUGUUUACAUUCCUUCUACCAUUACUCUCCUCAAUGCUGUUGGAACUCCUAGAUCACUCCACCUAUUGAUUUUCUGGAUCCUCUUUGAGAAUGUCAUGUCUCUGCACCGGACUAAGGCAACAUUUAUAGGUCUUUUUGAAGCAGGGAGAGUAAAUGAGUGGGUCGUCACUGAGAAACUGGGAGAUUCUCUCAAGAAAGAUCCCAGGAAACCUCGAUUAAGAAUUGGAGAAAGACUACAUAUGCUUGAGCUCAUUGUUGGAUUCUACGUCUUCUUCUGCGGCUGCUAUGACCUUGCCUUUGUAAAGAACGGCUACUUUAUCUACCUGUUCAUCCAAUCUGUUGCAUUCUUCAUUGCGGGAUUUGGUUAUGUUGGCACCUUUGUCCCUAACUCAUAGCCGUACACAUUGUUUCAAGAAUUCAUUCAUCAACAUCCCUUCUAUCAAGGAAAGAUGAAAUUAUCAUUUGUUUUCAUCCGGGAGUUAUAGCUGUUUUAGAUUGUUUAUAGGUCAUUCUUUUCGGAUGAGCGAUGGUUUAAAUUAAGUUAUUUCUUUGUGGAUAGUCUAGGAAAAUUCAAGGAUGAGAGUGCAGGGCCGGUAAGUUAUAUAUAUACAUGGCAUUGGAACUGCCUUUGUACUGUAAAAUGAAGCGCCAACAAGCGGGAUUUUGUCGCGAGAAUUAUGUAAUUGAAGGGCUGCUGAUUUGUAAUAACAAAUUAUAUAGGAUUUUGCUUGGGAAUAAUGAAGCUGGUAUCAAGAUGCAGAAA
Molecule: messenger RNA, 1904 nt
Organism: Prunus mume (Japanese apricot)
Lineage: Eukaryota; Viridiplantae; Streptophyta; Magnoliopsida; Rosales; Rosaceae
Product: glucomannan 4-beta-mannosyltransferase 9-like
Cellular component (GO): Golgi apparatus
Molecular function (GO): mannan synthase activity
Source: RefSeq, a predicted model, not a curated record